UCCGAGACGACAGAGGAACAGGUUUCCUCCGCCCCGCAAGGCACACAGCCUGCCCCAUUAAUACAUGUGGAAGGGGAAAGAGACUGAAUGGAGGAAUGAAUACAACUUGAUCCAGGUAGUGCUUCGAAAGCGGCCGCUGUACCUGUGAACCUCUCUGCCUGACAAGCGGCCAAUGUACGGAAUCAACUACCAAGAUGGCGGCGCCCUCGAAGAAUCCGCAAUUAGGUCGCCGCCAUGUGUCGCCUAGGAACGUACGGAAUUCGACCCACGUACGGAAUCAGAUUCCAAGAUGACGGCAUCUAUGAGGAAGUCACGCAGUAGGUGCAGCCAUGUUGCCUGUACGUCGAGGCCGUACAAGCAGCCGCCGUACGGACUCUACUGACAAGGUGGCGGCGCCCUCGGGAAAGCCACAAUGUGAGCGCGGCCAUGUUCCCGGUGAACGUAUGGAUUAGGCCACCAUACGGAUACGAUAAUCAAGAUGGCGGCGCCUGAGGGGUCUUCGGGGCUCUAGGCGGGCGACCUACUGGUUUGAGGCGGAGACGACGCACGGGGCCUGCGCAAUAGGAGUACGCUGCCUGGGAGGCGUGACUAGAAGCGGAAGUAGUUGUGGGCGCCUUUGCAACCGCCUGGGACACCGCUGAGCGGUCUGUGAAGGUUCGCGGGUCGCUGGCGGGGGUCGUGAGGGAGUGCGCCGGGAGCGGAGAUAUGGAGGGAGAUGGUUCAGACCCAGAGCCUCCAGAUGCCGGGGAGGACAGCAAGUCGGAGAAUGGGGAGAAUGCGCCCAUCUACUGCAUCUGCCGCAAACCGGACAUCAACUGCUUCAUGAUUGGGUGUGACAACUGCAAUGAGUGGUUCCAUGGGGACUGCAUCCGGAUCACUGAGAAGAUGGCCAAGGCCAUCCGUGAGUGGUACUGUCGGGAGUGCAGAGAGAAAGACCCCAAACUAGAGAUUCGCUAUCGGCACAAGAAGUCACGGGAUCGGGAUGGCAAUGAGCGGGACAGCAGUGAGCCCCGGGAUGAGGGUGGAGGGCGCAAGAGGCCUGUCCCCGAUCCAGACCUGCAGCGCCGGGCAGGGUCAGGGACAGGGGUUGGGGCCAUGCUUGCUCGGGGCUCUGCUUCGCCCCACAAAUCCUCUCCUCAGCCCUUGGUGGCCACACCCAGCCAGCAUCACCAACAGCAGCAGCAGCAGAUCAAACGGUCAGCCCGCAUGUGUGGUGAGUGUGAGGCAUGUCGGCGCACUGAGGACUGUGGUCACUGUGACUUCUGUCGGGACAUGAAGAAGUUUGGGGGCCCCAACAAGAUCCGGCAGAAGUGCCGGCUGCGCCAGUGCCAGCUGCGGGCCCGGGAAUCGUACAAGUACUUCCCUUCCUCGCUCUCACCAGUGACGCCCUCAGAGUCCCUGCCAAGGCCCCGCCGGCCACUGCCCACCCAACAGCAGCCACAGCCAUCACAGAAGUUAGGGCGCAUCCGUGAAGAUGAGGGGGCAGUGGCGUCAUCAGCAGUCAAGGAGCCUCCUGAGGCUACAGCCACGCCUGAGCCACUCUCAGAUGAGGACCUACCUCUGGAUCCUGACCUGUAUCAGGACUUCUGUGCAGGGGCCUUUGAUGACCACGGCCUGCCCUGGAUGAGCGACACAGAAGAGUCCCCAUUCCUGGACCCCGCGCUGCGGAAGAGGGCAGUGAAAGUGAAGCAUGUGAAGCGUCGGGAGAAGAAGUCUGAGAAGAAGGUGAUGGAGAGGAAGGAGGAGCGAUACAGGCGGCAUCGGCAGAAGCAGAAGCACAAGGAUAAAUGGAAACACCCAGAGAGGGCUGAUGCCAAGGACCCUGCGUCGCUGCCCCAGUGCCUGGGGCCCGGCUGUGUGCGCGCCGCCCAGCCCAGCUCCAAGUAUUGCUCAGAUGAUUGUGGCAUGAAGCUGGCAGCCAACCGCAUCUAUGAGAUCCUCCCCCAGCGCAUCCAGCAGUGGCAGCAGAGCCCUUGCAUUGCUGAAGAGCAUGGCAAGAAGCUGCUCGAACGCAUUCGCCGAGAGCAGCAGAGUGCCCGCACUCGCCUUCAGGAAAUGGAACGCCGAUUCCAUGAGCUUGAGGCCAUCAUUCAACGUGCCAAGCAGCAGGCUGUGCGCGAGGAUGAGGAGAGCAACGAGGGUGACAGUGAUGACACAGACCUGCAGAUCUUCUGUGUUUCCUGUGGGCACCCCAUCAACCCACGUGUUGCCUUGCGCCACAUGGAGCGCUGCUAUGCCAAGUAUGAGAGCCAGACGUCCUUUGGGUCCAUGUACCCCACACGCAUUGAAGGGGCCACACGACUCUUCUGUGAUGUGUAUAAUCCUCAGAGCAAAACAUACUGUAAGCGGCUCCAGGUGCUGUGCCCCGAGCACUCACGGGACCCCAAAGUAAGGUUUUCCCUCAGCUCCUCCCAUUUUGCCCCUCCUCCCUGCCUCGCUGUCCCACAUUCAUCCCUUCCUUCCUCACCUCACCUUUCCUUCACUUUUUCCUCUCACCUUCCCUGCUGCUUCACCCUCCAUUCCUCCUUUCCCAUGCCUCCUCACCGUUCCCUGAACCCUCCAUUCUUUUCCUUCUCCCUCCUUGAGCCCCCAUUCCUAUUCUCCCUUAUCACCGCUAUUCAUCCCCCCAACCCGGCCUCCUUGCAGGUGCCAGCUGACGAGGUAUGCGGGUGCCCCCUUGUACGUGAUGUCUUUGAGCUCACGGGUGACUUCUGCCGCCUGCCCAAGCGCCAGUGCAAUCGCCAUUACUGCUGGGAGAAGCUGCGGCGUGCGGAAGUGGACUUGGAGCGCGUGCGUGUGUGGUACAAGCUGGACGAGCUGUUUGAGCAGGAGCGCAAUGUGCGCACAGCCAUGACAAACCGCGCGGGAUUGCUGGCCCUGAUGCUGCACCAGACGAUCCAGCACGAUCCCCUCACUACCGACCUGCGCUCCAGUGCCGACCGCUGAGCCUCCUGUCCCGGACCCCUCACACCCUGCAUUCCAGAUGGGGGAGCCGCCCGGUGCCCGUGUGUCCGUUCCUCCACUCAUCUGUUUCUCCGGUUCUCCCUGUGCCCAUCCACCGGUUGACCGCCCAUCUGCCUUUAUCAGAGGGUUUGUCCCUGUCGACAUGUUCAGUGCCUGGUGGGGCUGCGGAGUCCACUCAUCCUUGCCUCCUCUCCCUGGGUUUUGUUAAUAAAAUUUUGAAGAAACCAAG
Nomascus leucogenys (northern white-cheeked gibbon) is the source of this 3193-nucleotide messenger RNA. RefSeq names its product CXXC finger protein 1 (gene CXXC1). Bases 706 to 2946 code for a protein of 746 amino acids. The transcript has 14 exons. Gene Ontology annotation, cellular component: Set1C/COMPASS complex. Lineage: Eukaryota; Metazoa; Chordata; Mammalia; Primates; Hylobatidae. Gene Ontology annotation, molecular function: zinc ion binding; DNA binding. Gene Ontology annotation, biological process: positive regulation of DNA-templated transcription. The record is from RefSeq and is a predicted model, not a curated record.